Mya arenaria is the source of this 2893-nucleotide messenger RNA. RefSeq lists its product as uncharacterized. Gene Ontology annotation, molecular function: protein binding. The coding region runs from base 140 to 2659 and encodes 839 amino acids. The record is from RefSeq and is a predicted model, not a curated record. Lineage: Eukaryota; Metazoa; Mollusca; Bivalvia; Myida; Myidae. The transcript has 16 exons.
CGACAUGAGUAGAAUUUUGCAAAUUGAAUCUGCGAUACUCUAGAAGGUGCUAGUAUAAUGUGACUUCAUGCAUCAAAGUACAUACACUUGUCGGAUGGAUAUCACACAAACUAGGCAUUACUAUUAAGCUCCAGUGACUAUGCAUCCGGCGGAAAGGGGUCGGAGGUUGAUAGACAAGCUGCUCGAAAGCAGAGAUGAGCAGGUGCUGGAACUCCUGGAUGUUGAGCCGGGAAAUAUCGACUUCUCCCUUGACAAUAGGGGAGAUAACCCUAUUCAUCUUGCUGCCAGAAGGGGAAAACUAGAAAUCAUCAAGAAAAUGGUUCAGGCUGGCGCAAAUGUCGAUCAACAAAACCAGGCUGGCGGGAAUACGGCAAUGCACUAUGCGGCGAAGUACGGAUAUUUAGACGUUGUACGGUAUCUACAGUCGGAAGGGGCUGAUCUAAAUCCCUACAAUAGCGAAGGUGAGACCCCUCUCCACAAAGCUGUUCAAGGUCAGCCAAUGGAAGUCAUUGAGACGCUUGUUGAGCUAGGAAUGGAUAAAAACAUUGCUAACAAGGUAAAUGGCGACACACCUUUGCACACGGCAAUGCAGGUUGGAGCACAGGAAUCGAUGGAAGCAUUGCUGAUCGUGGGAGCAAAAACAAACGUGCUUAAUAGAGACGGUAAGAAAGCUGAAGGGGUUGCAAGGGACAAUGUGAUUAAAGACAGUCUUCAGGUUUAUGCGACCUUGUUACUGGCUAUGGAUUCAGGGUACGUUAUGGCAAAAGGAAUGAAACUUACAAAGAGAAUGGUUUCGAGGCCAUAUAGAGUUGAUCGAGUGGGGGUUGUUAUUGAUCACAUUGACUUGCCAGGCAGGUUCCCCACUGGGUUUUAUUGUCGAAGGGAAAGGGCUGAAAGUGCAACAGUUACUCUUCAAGAUCACACAGAGGAGUCAAUUUUCAGCGAUGUCUUUCACAUUCGUAUUUAUGAUGUCAACAGAGACUGUCAUGCCAAGUUUUAUCUGCCUAUUUAUAAAUUGCCAAGUGACAAAGAAGAGAUGCUGAUAAGGUUCAUAAACUGUAGUUUCAAACCCAAGAGGGUAGAUGCAAUGCAAAUAGAAGAGGCCAGUAACGACUCGAACGAUACUGUAUGUACAAAUUAUUGCCCUUUGGAAGUCGACCUGAUUCCGGAGACUACUUGUAUAUGUGCAGUCUACGUUCGUGCGAAAAGGGAAACGUGUUGCAUUGGAGAAGACAAGACUUUGAUACAGUCUGAAAUGGAUGAGCAUUUCUCCCUGGACAUCCCGAAAGGGGCAUUCGAAGAAGAAACUUCAUUGAGUCUGAAGGUGUACGAGACAAAUACAGAGGAUGAUAUGGUUCACGUUUCUGAAAAUCAAGUUGCUAAAGAGGAGCCUUUAGCUGAAAAUGAAGAGAGUAUUGGACUGGAAGAUAUGAAACUAGAACACUCACCAGAAACUGACAGCAUAGAAGAAAACACAGAACCAAUCAUUUACCAAAGAGACACUUAUAAUGAUGAAGAGAAUGAACACAAUGAGUCAGUUCAAACAUUGAUCGGCGAAGAACACGUCAGCGAACAGAAGAUUGCGGACACCAAGCCGAAAGAUAUUCUUGUUUCUGUCAAUGCAAAUAUUCUUACUGAUGUGUAUCAAAUAAAUAUAGAUGGAAACCAACCAAAGAAAGGAAUCACUUUGCAAAUACCCAUGGACAGAGAACUUGAAGGUGAUGAUGAGCUAGUUAUUGCAACUUUAAAUGAAAGGUCUCUUUCUAAUGAGGAGGAUGCCCUUGAAAUCAUAGACGUGCCACCACAGACAAUCUCAGGGAGCCUGAUCGUUGAAAUAUCUCACUUCAGCAUUUUUGUUGCCACAUGGAAGCGGAAGGUUGAGGCAGAAACAGACAAGCUGGAACUACACAAACAAAUCUGCGAUACAUUAAAGAAGAAGAAACCUGCGUCCUUCUUCGCUGUUGUCAAAAAGGAUAUUGAGGAUGAUCAAGGUUUAAAACAUGUCAUGAUAGUUGAAUGCAAUGUAGCCAGUAAAAGCCAGAAGAGGUUAGAUUCGUGGGUCGAGAAGGGUUUCGCAGCUCAGAACCCAAUGGAAACUGGCUCCUUUAUGAUGUGCCCCUCAGAUACGUUUUACGUUACGGUUGAGGGAAAUGCAAGUCUGGAGAACUCGGAUGGGAGAGAAAGAAAGAUACAAUUCUUUCCAUGUAGAAAUAGCUUUCAACCGUACACUCUUACCCUUAAUCAAGGCAUAUAUGAUCCAGACGAGGCUUACUGCCAUGUCAUAAUAUCGCAGAAAAAGGGUAUUGAAACGGAGGAGGUAACUCGCCUACGGGUUAAGAUGACCCCUCCACCAAAACCACCAUCGCCAAGACCUCCGUCACCAAUCAUAUCGCCAAUUCCGCCACCAACACCGUCUCCCCCACCGUCUCCCCCUCCUACGCCCACACUGGUGCUACCGAUGCCAACGCCGCGAUCUGCUACCAGACGCAGACGUCCUAAAACGGCGUCAUCCGUUAGUUCCUCCAGAAGUACUGAUUCACAGAGGCGACCAAAAAGCAGGAUGGAAGUGAAAAAGCGUAUCAGAGGUGUUCUAGAUCGACAAACUGAUCCAGAAAAAGUUUUCGGUGUACCGAAUAAUCUACCAGAUAUUGACGUUUGAUAGAGGAAACAAUGAACUAUAACUUACAUUUGAAUAUAUAUGCCGACACAAUGUACAAACACAUUUUGUGAACUUUCGGUUUAAUCUGAGUUAAGUGUUGUAAUAUUUUAUGUUGUCAAUGCUUUAAUAAUUCAUUUUAAAAAUUCCAUGUAAUACUUUGUAUUGAUAUAUAAUUAUCAUAUGUAUAUUUGCACUGACAAGGUAUGCUUUCUUCAGAAUAAAUGAUACAAUUAA